Caretta caretta (loggerhead turtle) is the source of this 5480-nucleotide messenger RNA. It is a transcript of the gene MGLL, whose product is annotated as monoglyceride lipase. The record is from RefSeq and is a predicted model, not a curated record. Lineage: Eukaryota; Metazoa; Chordata; Testudines; Cheloniidae.
GCCACGAAUCCUGGCCGCCUUGGAAGCCGGGAGUGUCUGUUGCAUUUGAAACCCAGGGGCAUUUUUUUUUUUUAUUAUUUUAUUUUUUUGCCUUGGCUCUGGUUGGCGUUGGGGCAGAUGACAGGUCUCUUGGGUUCUGCCUCUGCCCGGUCUCGCUACUAGAGAGAAGCAGCUGGGGAAGUUGUGUUGUUUUCACUCGAGAUGACUUCGCAGCGGGGAGCCGAGGGGAGAGCCCCAUUUUCUCUCCCUGCCCCCCCCCCCCUCCGCCCCAUGCCCCUUCACAGCAAGUGACAGGAAGGAAGUAAAGUUUGCAAGCAACCUGCAGCAACAGUAACUUUCUCCACAAGUCUCCCAGUGCCACACAGCUGCCUGUGCUCAAGGUGCCUUUGAUGUGUGUGCAGCAGCUUCUGGAAAGUGGACUGCAGCCUUCCCUUCCCCACCACCUCCCCUCCCACCACCACCUCAGCCCACACAUGCGAUUUGUUUAAGAAAAGUGAUGAAAUGAACAAGAAGUGAUGAAUUACAGGUCAGUCUUCUAGAAUGCCCGAGGAAAAUUCCCCAAGACGGAGUCCUCAGAAUAUCCCUUAUCAGGACCUUCCUCAUAUGGUCAAUACAGAUGGACAAUAUCUUUUCUGCAGAUAUUGGAAACCAGCCACAACUCCAAGGGCCCUUGUGUUUAUCGCUCAUGGUGCUGGGGAACACUGCGGCCGCUAUGAUGACUUAGCCCAGAUGCUGACAGGACUUAACUUGUUUGUAUUUGCUCAUGACCAUGUUGGCCAUGGGCAGAGUGAAGGUGACCGCAUGGUCGUGUCAGAUUUCCAUGUUUUCAUCAGAGACAGCUUGCAGCACAUUGACCUCAUGAAGAAGGAUCACCCAGACCUCCCCGUUUUCAUUCUGGGGCAUUCCAUGGGAGGAGCCAUCUCCAUCUUAACUGCCUGCGAGAGACCACAUGAAUUUUCAGGCCUGGUGUUAAUUUCUCCUUUAGUUGUGGCAAGCCCAGAGGUAGCGACGCCUAUCAAGGUUUUUGCAGCUAAAGUGCUCAACUUUGUUCUACCAAACCUGACGCUGGGAGCUAUAGACCCAAAUGUGGUUUCCCGGAACAAAAAGGAGGUUGAAUCUUACACCUCAGACCCCCUGGUCUACCAUGGGGGCAUGAAGAUCUCCUUUGUCAUCCAGCUGAUGAAUGCCGUUGCCAAAAUAGAGCGAUCCCUGCCUAAAUUGACUCUACCAAUCUUGGUGCUACAUGGUUUGCCCGACAAGCUCUGCGACAUCAAAGGUUCCUACUUACUGAUGGACACCGUGCAGAGUCAGGACAAAACACUUAAGGUGUAUGACGAGGCCUAUCAUGCUCUCCAUAAAGAGCUGCCUGAGGUCAGCACUGCUGUGUUUAAGGAAAUACUAACAUGGAUUGGUCAGAAGGUCUCAGCAGCUGGAGAACCCAGCCACACUUAAGCCACCUUGUUACCUUCCCAAUGGUCUUCUGGGGAUGGAAGUUUUUGUUUGUUUGGGUUUUUUUAAAAAAAGUCUCUCUGGAAAAGAUUUAACUUAGAGGGACUCCUAGGAUACUUUGCUAUGAAUAGCCAUUCCUAUUACAUAGGAGGGAGACUCCGCUCAGUCAUUUAAAGAGGCCAUUGCCCUAAAGCAGGAAAGGGGGUUAUGGCAGUGGAAGAAGUCACUGAAAAAACUUUCCAGAUUGGUUAUUGUACUACAAGGCUCCUGUUUGCAAAAGCCCCCCCCACCCCAUGUUCUUUGUUUUCUCUGGAAUUCCUGAUGUGCCAAGGCUGUUUUUAUUCUGCAAUAAUCUUUGGAAUGUUCAAUAGUUCUGCAUCUUUCAUUUCAUUCCGUUUCUACUCCUGCGGAGUACGGUCCCCUUCCCUGCUCCCACAGUUGCAGAACAUACUGUAUAAGAAGUCUUUACCCUUGAGAAGGGAACACUAGAGAGAGUUAGCAAAAAGAGCUUGGGGAUGGGGAGAGAGGAAUAAUUCCAUACUUGAAGGUGAAAAGCUAAUUUUCUAGGUCAAACCAAUCUGAAGCAACCUCUUUUAGCACGAGGCCUGAAGGGUGGGGACCUACCCUACCAGAUUGCACUCUAGAAAGACAUGUUGUUUAACCGCUGUUUAAUUUCCAGCACCAGAGCAGAGUUCACAGAGGAGAAGGACUAAUGUAGAAUAAGAUACUUAAAACCUACUAAGCACACACAAACUGUGUGACUUCCAGAUACCAAACCCUCUCCCCUCUGCAAGAUGAGCUACUCUGUGCUACUGAUACUUAAGAUGUAAAGUCAAAAUUUUAUUUAAGAGGAAAUAUUAAUAUACUAUAUGGUGUGUAUCUUGGCGGCUCAAAGAGCUGUCACUGAGGUAGGGAGCAGAGUCUGAAGAAGGAGCUAACUGUCCUCACCCCUGCACUGUCGUAGCCAUGGCAAGAUUGUCCCACCAUGGUCCAUUCCUUUCAUAACUACUCUACAGCAAUCAUUUGGCCUUUUCCCCUCAUCAGCUGGAGAUGGCCAGAAAUGCUAGUCAAGCUCAGAACAUCUAGUGAAGGGAAGGGCAUUGAGAUGGCUGACAUGUACCCUCACAGUCUACUUAUUUACUAAGAGCCUUAUAAUGUUAUUAGGUUUCCCUGCAAGCUCUUCCCAUUCUGUGAAAUGGCCAUUUCUUGGGUGGAUUCUCCUAGACUUAGCAGCUGUGUCUUAGCUGGGUGGCAAUGAAGGGUCACACUUGCUCCUGAGAGUUAGGUGGGCAGUUAAAAGCAUAUCAUAGAGCAGACUAGGUAGCCAAACAUCUGUAUCUGAAUAUUGGGGCUACAUAGAACAAGCUGUACAGAAGGAUACUGAUGAAUUACCACAAAGACAGCUGCCACCAGAAAGUUCGUAAAUCCAGCAGAUUCCGAUACUGGUGGGAAGCUACAGAUCCAAAUGCCAGAGCUCACUGGUCUUUCAUACCAGCAAGGCUAGAGGAAGACUUCUAGGAGAACUUUCAACGUGAAAACUCACUCACAUGGCAAGUGAGCUUGCAUCAACCUGUUUGCCUUUCCUCUGGUAGUUGUGUUACAGGGAAAUCAACUGCCAGAACUGUACUGUUAUACCACUGUGGUUAUGCCGGUAUAAACUCCCUGUGUGGACAUACAAGUAUCCACACAGUUAUAGCAGUGGACACUCUUAAAUCAGUUAUACUGGUAUAAUUAUACCAGGAUAGUUUUGCCAGGCAAUGUCCCAUGCAGACAUGCCCUUAGUAAUAGGCCUCUGCCCACAUGCAAGAGAGAGUUUAGCUUUUUCCUCCCACUCUCUUAGGCGUUCCAACAAUAAGUCCAUCCAAGUUCUGCAGAGGGUGCGGGAAGCAUUUCAUCACAGGGAAAAGCAAGUAUCCUCCAUGGUUUCCAUUGUAGAGGGGGCAUGUGUCUCAUACAGGCAUUGUACAGCAGCUGGAGCUAUUGCAGGUCCUUACUGCUCCCUUUCCAACUCUGCCCUGGAGGAGAGUAGGGCAGUAUUCCCAUCAUGACAGUUUGGUGCUGUUUCAGUGGCUUGUAAGGCAAUGUACCACUAUUACACCAAUAUUUCACUUCCCCUUGAAGCCCAUUUUGGCAGGACACAGGAAAGGUAACCUUGUGCAAUAACAACAAGCAUCAGAGACUGACUUUCACGAGCUCAGACCUGUUCUCUAAUAAGGGUUUGAGAAGUUAAUGGAAGUCAUCCUUGUGCUUGCAACUGUGUAGUGCAUCUAAUCAGAAAUGCUGUUCUUUACAGAUUGGCUCUGGCAUUUGUACAGCUCUAGCUUCCUGGCUGCAAUCUGAGAAAUCAUUAUAGAUCUCAGCAGUUCAGCUCAACUUGAAUUUAAAACCCUGUUCCAACCAAUCAACUGCUACCACCAACACCUGGAAACCCCCUACAAUGGCUUUUGGGUAUCAACACAAGGUGAAGCUCAGGCAUCGCAUGCUCAAGAGUGUCCAGUGAGCUGGCUUGUGGCAACAUUUUUCUCCUACAGGUCGGUCGUUCCCCCCACACACACACACUAACCGUGAGCUGGGAAGAGAUGGUGAGCAUGGAGACAUUACAGUGGUGGGAGACCCUGCCUAACUCUUAUGCCUUGAGCAUGCAUUAGGGUAGGUGUAAUCAUACAGUGAUAUGUGCUAGGGUGACAUAGGGAGUACUAGAAAUAUUUUAUAAAUAAAAAGAGGUGAUUAGAAGAUAUGAUUUUGAAAAGCACCUAAUGUUGUUCUGAGUCUGCUCCCAUUGACUUAAAUUGGAACAGAAUUAGUUGAGUACUGAGCUCUUUUGGGGGGAGGGAGGGGAGAAUCCUAAAUGAACAAGCAUUUGAAAGAAAGAACUAACCCUACAGUGUUAUGGUCGCAGCCCUGCUGCUCCCUAGAACCUGUAUGUGGCCAUAGGAAGUCCUGGGGUCAGUGCCUUUGAUCAGUUCUGUUCUUUAGCCUGAGAGAGAGCUGCUUUCUUCCUGAGCUUGGAAGCAAUAUGUAAGAAGAAAAUGAGGAUGAUAAAAAGAAAACCUGUCCUUUUGUCCAGCUAAGCUCAGCAAGGUCACACAGGCAGGGGAAGCUGUGUUUGAAAAUAAAGUGUUCAGAUGACAUUUGGCAAAGCUGACAUUUGCUGCUGCUCUCAGACAAUUUUCUGAAGCACUGUCUUUUGGGAAACUGGGCCUCAAGAAGACCUAGCUGAGAAAUUGAGGGCCAGUUUCUGACAGACUUGAAUAGAGCUCAAAUCUCACUGUUUAACAUAGAAACAGAGCCAGACCCUCAGGUAGUGUAAAUCAGUGUUUUUUCAGUAUAGACUUCAAGAUACAGGUGUAAAUUAACAUAGCUCUAGUGAGGUCACUUGUGCUAUACUGAUUGACAGCAGUUGGGGAUCCACCUCACAUUUAAACUCUUACUGCUAUAGUUGAUCCAUUGCCACAGGUCCAAACUGGCUUAAACUGGCACAUUUAGUCUCCACCAUGUCCUAGUGGAAAUCCCUUCUUGAGCAAUUUCAUUAGCAGCAGGAAGAUCUGCCACCAGCAGAAAUGUAAUUAAAACCUUUAUUUUCAAAUAUCAUGGACACUUUAUGGGGAGCACUGCUGGCCUUAUGAACUUCCAGAUUGCUCUGCUGAGACAAAUGGGGAUAGUUUCCCUCUGAGUAUAGAAUGCAUUUAUGACAGAGCAAUAGUAGUCUGUAACUACUGUAUAUGCAGUAUCACUACAAGUACCAAGCAUAGCAUCAAAAGACCAUCCUCAUAAUGUGUAAUCCACACAGUUUUCUAUUUAGCCUGCUCUUUUUAUAUUGGUCACCCUAGCACACUGUCAGCAUAAACCUGUAGAGAUCACUUAUUUUUCCAAGUAAUUUCUGAGCCCGUCAUUCCAUUGUGCUCCAGUUGAAUAUAAUAUAUACACAUGUGCAUACAUGUAUUUUCAGUGGGAAAAGUGUGUACAAGUUUAGGAUUCUUUAAAGGAAUACAAUGUAUAUUGCAACUAAUAAUAAAGUUAUGUUUUCUGAA